UGUGGAGACUGUGAGUGGCCUGCGGGGGCAGCAGAGCGCUGGUGCGGCUGCAGUGCUGCAGAAGAAGACUUGGCUGUAGCAGUGAGCGGUGUUGCUGUGAGAUUAAAGAGAGAAAGGUUUCCACAGAAACUACAGAAAAGCUUUAAAGUCCACGAUUAUAAAGGGAGCCUUUAGAUCGUCUGGUUCCUAUCACCACCACCACCACCACCACUCUGGACAAUUCUGACUCGUGUUGUUAUCUGGGGCUUCAGGACUGAAGAGCUGCAGUUUCACUGAACCUGGUCCAUGAAUGAGACCUGAGAAAUGUUCCCAGACUUGAACAGCAUCCUCAACAGCAGCCCAGACAGCUUCAGAGAAAGAGAAUUCAUCCUGCUGUCUGACAGGCAGGCAGAUGCUUCUUUCCUCAUUCAUCACUACCUCACCUUCUACUUGAAGGCUCGCUGUAAAGUGUGCUUUCUGGGUCUUGUACAGUCCUUCAGUCAUUACAGUGUUGUGAGUCAAAGGCUGGGGGUGAAUCUGACCCAGGCGAAGGAGAAGGGUCAACUAGUUUUUCUUGAAGGACUAAAAGCUUCUCCUGGAGUCCUACUGAACGAGGACACCAGCGAUACGACCCACACGUUUGAUUAUCUCAGGUCUCCGUGUGCUGAGCUCAGAGGUCUGUUUGAGUUUGUGUGUAAGUCACUGAGUCAGAGUGGGGAUGAGGCUGGCAGCGAGCCGUGGGCUCCUCCUGUCCUGAUUAUAGAUGACCUCAGUGUUCUGCUGAGUUUAGGUGUCAGCGCUGGAGCCAUACUGGACUUCACUCACUACUGCCAGGCCACCAUCUGCUCCCAGUUACAGGGUUCUCUAGUAGCUCUGGUGCGAUGUGACGAUGAGGAGUGGGAUGAAGAUGAGGAAAACUCCAGCUACCUCCUGAAGGCUCUCACUCAUCAGUGUAGCCUGUCUCUGCGUGUGGAAGGGCUAUCCACAGGCUACUGCAGGGACAUUCAUGGACAGGUGGAGAUCUGGCGCCGAGGGAGAGCCGAGGAAAACCAGCGGAAGGUUUUUCAGUACAAAGUGCACGACAAGGGGGCGUCCUUCUUUGCACCAGGGACUUCGAGAGCAGUCCUUUAACAGUUUCACCAACUGAUGGACUUGUUCUACUCCUCUGACAUUAUGCUCAGCCGUCUCCGAGCUCACUCUGUCACUGCGGUCAUUUAUGGUUUUAUGUACAGCACUGUGUAUGAAUCGGCCAUAAAAACUGUUUCAAACUGUU
This is a messenger RNA of Pygocentrus nattereri (red-bellied piranha), 1252 nucleotides long. RefSeq names its product elongator acetyltransferase complex subunit 6 (gene elp6). Gene Ontology annotation, biological process: tRNA wobble uridine modification. The coding region runs from base 304 to 1110 and encodes 268 amino acids. Lineage: Eukaryota; Metazoa; Chordata; Actinopteri; Characiformes; Serrasalmidae. Gene Ontology annotation, cellular component: elongator holoenzyme complex. The record is from RefSeq and is a predicted model, not a curated record. The transcript is spliced from 9 exons.